UUGGAUGAAACUCACAACAGAAUGAAUGUUUUGGAUCGGUAACAAAGAUCAAAAGCUCAUUGGAUUAAAAUAUUCAUACAUAUGAAACAAUUUUGCAAUUUUGUGUUGAAGUUGUUUAUCUAGAAAAAGGAUAUAUAUACCCCACGGCACAUACAUGCCAUUUCACAAAUCCCUUUUAGUCUUUCCGCCAUUCUAGAGCUCAGAAGGAAAUCCAUGGCGAUAGCAGAAAUCCAUCAAGAUAUCAUUCAAACUCACAUCUUGACCAGACUCAACGGUCAAUCUCUAGCCAAUGCCGGCUGCACGUCUUUGCUUCUACAAUCCCUUUGCUCCGACGAGAAACUAUGGUCAGAUAUCUGUUCUUCCGAUUGGCCCUCCACCGAUGACCCGUUAGUCAAACAAGCUAUUUCCAACUUCCCCUCAGGCCACCGUUCUUUCUUCUCCGAAUCCUUCCCAUCUCCCUCCAACCGCCUCACCACCACCUCACCACUACCACAAACCUCCCAAAUCAUCUCCUCCGUGGACAUCAGAUACAACGACGAGCUGAUGUUCUCCAAGGUUGAAUCCACGAACACCACACCGAGCGACUGGUUCCAAACCUCGCCGUUUCGAAUCGACCUACUUGAACCCAAAGAACUCAUCCCAUCAGUGGUGAAGUUUUCCAGUGAUGAUCAGGUAAUGCAAUCGAAUCUUGAAAAGCACAUGACCUUGAGUUGGAUCUUAAUAAACCCAACCCUGAAUCGGGCAAUGAAUCUAUCCAGCAAGAAACCAGUUUCUGUUCAACGGAACUGGUUAACCGAUGAGAUAGAGUUGAACUACGCGUUUGUGGCGGUUUCCGGCAUUUCUGUAUAUGAUACCGUCUACGUGAACUGCAACAUAGAGAUCACAUGCGGGGUUAAGCAAACCAGCGGGGAGUUAUACGUGAGUGGGAUGAGUUUAACUGUUCAAGACAUUGAUGGCAAGUGUUUAAGCGGGAAGACCAGUAUGGAAGUUCUACAAGGACUUGCGGUGGCUGAGCGGCGGAGCACAAGGUACAAUGGCGGAGGUGAUGACCUGAAAGAGAGAUACGAAGAGUAUAUUCAAAAGAGAAGAGAGAGAAAAGACAUGAUGGAGAGGAGAGAGAGGCGUCUUGACCUAGUUUGUGUUGCAGGUGGGAUAGCUUUCUUGAUGGCAUUUUGGUCAUUUGCUCUCUACUAAAUUACAACAUCAAUGAAGAUGCUUUGCUUAGGCCUUAAGGUUACAACUUACAAAUUCUUUUGGUUUGUCAAAUUAUGUACAUUGUAACUAUUGGUUUUUUAGCUUAGCCGUAUUAAAUUG
Lactuca sativa (garden lettuce) is the source of this 1314-nucleotide messenger RNA. Its product is annotated as F-box protein At2g27310. Lineage: Eukaryota; Viridiplantae; Streptophyta; Magnoliopsida; Asterales; Asteraceae. Gene Ontology annotation, molecular function: protein binding. The record is from RefSeq and is a predicted model, not a curated record.